Molecule: messenger RNA, 1411 nt
Organism: Solanum dulcamara
Lineage: Eukaryota; Viridiplantae; Streptophyta; Magnoliopsida; Solanales; Solanaceae
Product: protein DEFECTIVE IN MERISTEM SILENCING 3-like
Exons: 8
Coding region: 93-1307 (404 amino acids)
Source: RefSeq, a predicted model, not a curated record
UGUCAGAACUCACGCUCGUUGUUGUUCUCCACUCUUCCCCUGGCCUUAACGGCGCCAGUCUCACUCUUCUCGGAAUCUCCGGCGAUUCAAAGAUGGACGGCGGCCAACGGAGAAUGUCGAUAGACAAUAAGAAGCUACCAAUCAGCCCUAAGGUACUACUUAUGCAUGAUCCAUCGCUCAAUCAAGGAGGUCAGAUUAAUACCUUUACUUUUGCUGGUAAUCGUGACAUAAUGCAAAAUGGAACUGCUGAGGCUGUUAUUUUCAAUUCCAAGAAACUUGAGGAUGCAAUGAAGGAGAUUGGUCUUAAAAUUAAACACCAUGAAGAUAAUAUCAAAUUCUUAGAGGGUCAGAAGAACAGGUUGGAUGGUUCAAUUUUGGAUAUACAAGUUGCUCUAGGCAAGAUUUAUUCAGCAAGUGGAACUGGUUCUGAAAAUAAGGAAUCUUCUAAUGGGUGGAAUGAGUUGGAGACCAUUGAACAAAUGUUAAGAUGGAACAGAUGCCAGCUGCAAACUCAUAAUGGAACUCAUAUUCCGUUUAUGAAGGACGUGAUAGGAAUUGUUGCUUUGCUUGGGAAAGUUGAUGAUGAUAAUCUCAGCAGGACUCUCUCAGAUUAUCUUGGGCUAGAAACCAUGUUAGCAGUUGUUUGCAAGACGCAUGAUGGACUUAAAGCACUGGAAGCAUAUGAUAAGGAAUGUCGUAUAAAUAAAAGUUUUGGUCUUCAUGGAGUUGGAGCUUCAAUUGGGAGACCUUUGGAUGACCGAUAUCUUGUAAUCUGUCUUGAGAACUUAAGACCAUACACUGGUGAAUUUAUUGCCGAUGACCCUCAGAGGAGGCUUGCCAUAAAGAAGCCAAGAUGCCUCAAUGAGGAAACUCCUCCUGGUUUUCUUGGUUUUGCUGUCAAUAUGAUCAAUAUUGACACUGCAAACUUAUAUUGUGUUACAAGCACUGGUCAUGGCCUGAGAGAGACCCUCUUCUAUAGACUCUUCUCUCGGUUGCAAGUAUACAAAACAAGGGCAGACAUGCUGCAGGCACUACCUCUUAUAGCUGAUGGAGCCAUAUCAUUGGACGGUGGGAUCAUAAAGAGUCAUGGUGUAUUUUCCCUAGGCGAAAGGGAAGUAGAGAUCAAAUUUCCAAAGAGUUCUGGAAGCUCGAAUCUACCUGAAAACUAUUUUGACACUCAGAGACGGAUGAAGGAGCUGAAGUGGAAAAGGGUAAGAUUUGUGGAAGAUUUACAGAGAGAGCAAUCAUUGCUGGACCAUGCAAAGAACGACUUUGAAAUAAAGAAACAAGACUUAUCGCGGUCUUGAUUCUUUUCACUACGUGGGCUAUAAUAAAGAAGUGGUUGUGGAGAAGAUUGAAGGAAAGGAAGACAGUGCUGCUGCUGUUAUCCACAAGCUGCUCAGAUCACCAA